AUGACUCGCCAACCCUCCUUGCACCACCUUUUCUUGUCAUGUCUGUCGAUGUAUCUUCUUCUUCUUCUGCCCAAAAAUAGCCUUGCAUUCAGCACAGCUGUUGCUGGUGGUGGUGGUGGUGGUGGUCAUUUGUCAUCGUCUUGGACGUCUCGUCCACAUCAUGCUUCUUCUUCUUGGUCUUCGUCUUCCACCACUACUACCACACAAUUACAAUUUGUUCCUUCUUCGGAGAUGCAGCAACAAGGAGGAGAAGAAGAAGAAGAAGAUCAACAAACAAAGAAUCAUGAUCAUGCUCAUGAUCCUUCAUCUUGUUGGACCAUGGCACAAGAUUGGGAAUUGAUCGAUCAACUUCCCAAGUUUACGGUAGGUGAAGGAGAGCAUUGUCGUACCUUUUGGACGCAAAUGGCAGCUUCUACACCAUUGUUGGCAACAAAGAGUCCAGACGAAUUGUUGGAACGAUGUCAAUACCUCUUCUUGCAGCAGCAACAACAACAACAACAAGAAGAAGAAGAUGAUGAGAAUGAGAAUGGCAAUGACGCAACAACAGCAACAACAACAACAUCAACGAGUCCAGCAGCUAUCAAUAAUCACUCUACUACUACUGCUACUACUACCAUCAGCGGCCUCCGUCGCCCAAUUGUCUUUGGUCCAUCUCCACCAGUACUUUCCCAAUGGAGCAUUCUUGAUUGGAAUCAGCAUCAUCAUCAUCGCAAACAACAAGGCAGCAGCAAGGUGGUAGGUCAAUUGGUGGAUGAUUCAAACAAUGGUGCAAGAACCAUUUGGAUGCACUAUCAUUGCAUUGGACGUCUUGAUGGUGAUCCAUUGUUGCCGGAUGCUACUACUAGCUCUCCGUCAGUCUUUCAACUGGUAUCCGGUGGAUAUUUGGAGGCAAUUGGUGGUCGCAUUUACGAAUUGGGAGAAGCUCGAGAACAACCAACAGCAGCCGUAUUACCGACCAGUCGUACAACAACAACAGCAACAGCAUCAUCAUCAUCAUCAUCAUCAUCAUCAUCAUCAUCAUCAUUCAUGGAAGACCAUCAUCCGUCUUCGUCUUCUUCUUCUUCGUAUUUCGGCAUGCUGGAAGCAAUGGAUGCAAGGAGGAAAGCAGGUCAAAUGACAACAGAACUAGACCUGCUAACCAAACAAGGAGAGUCUUUGGAUUGGUUGCUUCCUCC
Cylindrotheca closterium is the source of this 1175-nucleotide messenger RNA. Lineage: Eukaryota; Bacillariophyta; Bacillariophyceae; Bacillariales; Bacillariaceae. The record is from the annotation of a GenBank genome assembly.